AUGACCCUUGUAAUUCCCAUGACAAGUUUGUGGUCGUUUACGAUGGAAGAUCAGUGUUUGGAUGAGGACGAGACAUUGCUUGCGGACGAAUGGGAAUCACCUUCUGAAGAACUUAAUUUUCUUUGUAAUAACCUAGGGGAGGAAGGUGAGUACAUUUUUAUACAUCUAAUUGAAUUCCCCUUUUCUUUUUAAUCUCAAAACAACACCUUAUUAUGCAUGAAAAGUACAGCCAAAGGCUGAGUGCAUAUAUUCAUCCUUAAUUCGUAUGCAUCUAUCAAGCCUGACUGAUUGUUUGAGUUAAGCAGGAUCCCUUUGUCUUCGCUUGUUUAAUUUUGCAAAGUUUAGUCUCGAAAGGGUCUCGGGUUAUUUAAAAAGCACUUAAUAUUUGUGCCCUGACCUAUUUACUUAUUCAUCUCCUGUUUCAUAGAUAUAUAUCGCGUGAAAGACAGAGGAAUCAAAAGGAAGGAAUCCAGUAGUAAUGUUGUAGUAGGAAGCGAAACCGCUCCAGUUUCGCCGGUGGAUCAACGUCGCUUUAUAUUACAGGUAACGUUUGAAAAGUUACGGCGAUUAGAAGACCCGGAAGCCUGUCUGAGACGAACAGUUUUGAUAAACAAUACGUUGAAAAUGCUUCACAAGCAGAUUUACGCAGAGGAAAACCCAUUUGUUUGCGGUGGGCUCGCGACACUACAGCCAAGCGAAUGUACAACCAGAGAGGAAGCAUCCCCAUCAAAUCCCAAGGUGAUACGGUUAAGUUUUGAUAACAAUGUCACGGAAGAAGGUCGGACAAAACGCGUUGAUAAUAGCACGGCUUUGACACCAGGGGAAAACCUCUGCAGUGGAUGUACGCUUUCAGAUGUGUAUACGGAGGAGGUUGAAGACGAUGUCUUUGAGCCAGCGGAGGAAAUUUCGUCCGACCGAGAGUCAAUAUUUGGUGAACUCGACAAUGUAUUUCAUAGCUAUAUUUGCGCCCUUGAAACGUGA
Molecule: messenger RNA, 981 nt
Organism: Porites evermanni
Lineage: Eukaryota; Metazoa; Cnidaria; Anthozoa; Scleractinia; Poritidae
Source: the annotation of a GenBank genome assembly